Messenger RNA from Daktulosphaira vitifoliae (grape phylloxera), 824 nucleotides. RefSeq lists its product as uncharacterized. The transcript is spliced from 6 exons. Bases 81 to 737 code for a protein of 218 amino acids. Gene Ontology annotation, molecular function: calcium ion binding. The record is from RefSeq and is a predicted model, not a curated record. Lineage: Eukaryota; Metazoa; Arthropoda; Insecta; Hemiptera; Phylloxeridae.
UAAGCUUAUUAUCUUAAAAUUUAAACAUUUAAAUAAUUGUUUUUUAAAUUUUUGGUUUCUUUAACAUAUAAAUCAUUAACAUGCAUUUAAAAACUAUACUAAUCUUUAGUUCAGUAUGUUUUUUUACCGGCACAAUAAGCCAGGGACUUAAUGCAAAACAAAUACAUUACUUUCAAAAACUGGUAUGGAAUCAUUUUGAUAUCAAAAGUAUAAAACAUGGUUUCUCGUGUAUUGGUAUCGCAGAGAAUUACAAUGAUUGUACUUUGGAUGAAAAUAUAAAUAACGCAGUGCCUCCCAGUGUAACUGCUCAAGGACUCUUCAAGAUUUUGAAUUGUAUGGUUAAAGUUGACAAGUGGGGUGAUAAUAAAGAUGUGGCAAAGAUGGAUAUAAAUAAUGUUGAAGAUAUCUCAAAUAAAUUCAAAGAUUUUGACAUAGACACUGAUGGUUUUUUAAAUAAAAAAGAAAUCUCAGAAUUCAUUAAGCAUUUUGAACUCAGUUCUUUAACUAGAAACGAAUUAACACAGGAAGACUAUGGGGAUGUUAUAUAUGAAUUCACUCAUUUGACCCCUAUAACUUGCGACUUAAGUCAAGUAAUGUUAAUUUUAUUAGAGUACAAGGCCAUAUUUGAUAACAAAGAAAUUGAUAAAAUUAAAGAUUUCAAUGACCUUAUUCAAAAGGUAUACGAAAUUUCACAAGGUCAUCCACCAGAAAAUUUUAAAUCAUUUCACGAAGAAUAGAUAUGUUGUAUAACGUAAUAUUUUAUUAAAGUUUUCAAAAAUCCAUGUUUUUAUCAAAGAUUCUAAAAUAAAAAUGUUUAGAAAUUC